This is a messenger RNA of Vigna umbellata (rice bean), 594 nucleotides long. Lineage: Eukaryota; Viridiplantae; Streptophyta; Magnoliopsida; Fabales; Fabaceae. The record is from RefSeq and is a predicted model, not a curated record.
CACUGUGCACAAAUGCAGAAACGAAAAGCAGGGAGGAAGAAGUUCCAUGAGACACGUCACCCGGUGUACAAAGGUGUGAGACAGAGGAACGGGAAAUGGGUGUCUGAGUUACGACAACCUAAUAACAAAAACGCACGCGUGUGGCUUGGAACCUUCGCACGCCCCGACAUGGCUGCUGUUGCGUACGACGUUGCUGCUUUGGCUUUCAAGGGUGAUAACGCUUCCUUGAACUUCCCUGACGCGAUUUCUUCAUUGCCGCAUCUCAACUCGGCUACGUCCUCUGUCAAGACCAUUCAGAUUGCCGCGACAGAAGCAGCGGAGAAGCACUUUUCUUGUGCCGAGUUUCAAAAGCUGGGAGACUAUCUUUCUUCAGAGGGAGGUUCUGGAAGCUUCUCUUGGGAUGAAGAUUGUUCGGAGCUGUCAUCUGAAGAGAGUUCUAGAAAGUUCUUUUGGGAUGAGGAAGAGGUGUUUAACAUGCCGGAGUUGUUGAACAGCAUGGCGGAAGCGUUGGUCAUUACACCCCCUGCUUUGCAGAAAGGGUUCAAUUGGGUUGGUGGGGAAACCACAGUAGAUUUGACUCUGUGGCGAAACUGA